Anopheles stephensi (Asian malaria mosquito) is the source of this 1601-nucleotide messenger RNA. Its product is annotated as ankyrin repeat and MYND domain-containing protein 2. NCBI's taxonomy places the organism in Eukaryota, Metazoa, Arthropoda, Insecta, Diptera, Culicidae. The record is from RefSeq and is a predicted model, not a curated record. The coding region runs from base 88 to 1347 and encodes 419 amino acids. Gene Ontology annotation, molecular function: protein binding. The transcript is spliced from 2 exons.
UGCACCAACCACUAUCCAUGUGCCGGAGCUGUCACAUUCUGCGAAGCGCAUGUUUGUGGCCGAAUUGUGUAUCGUAAUUAGGCGAACAUGUCGUCCGAACAACCGAACCCUGCUCGGGACGCGGCAAAGGCUACCGCCGAGGGCAGCAAAGCAAACUCCACCACUCCGAAGGUGGUGCUGACCGAAGACCAGCAGGCAAUAUUUAAUCGCAUCGCGAAGAAUGAAAAUAGCGAGUUGCGUUUGUUGCUGUCGCAGUACAAAUCGUGCGUCGAUUUUGUGGACGAGAAUGGCAUGACGCCGCUGCAGCACGCUGCGUACAAGGGCAACAAGGAAGCGGUGCAGCUGCUGCUCGACCAGGGCGCGGACGUGAACUCGAGCAAGCACGAGUACAACUACACAGCGUUGCAUUUCGGUGCGCUGUCCGGUAAUGCCGAAGUUUGCCUAAAGCUACUGCUGGCCGGUGCCGAUCCAAAGGCAAUCAAUUCCGUCGGCCGAACCCCGGCCCAGAUGGGUGCGUUCGUUGCGAACCACGAAGCGGUCGGAACGAUCAACAAUUUCGUCCCCCUGAGCGAGGUCGAGCGGUAUACGGUGGGGCGGGGCGAGAAGGAACCCUUGCUGCCGGCGAUCCUGCUGGAACCGUUCCACAACUUCAUCAUGCAGGUCAACAUUCACCCGGUGCGGAUACUGCUGAAUUUGCAAAAGUACGGCCUGUUUGCGUCCGACAUGAAGAACCUGCGCACGGUGCUGACCGAGAUGAUGGAGCGCGAGAUGAAGCGGCGCGGCGAGGUGAACGAGGUCAUGGCCUUUAAGUACCAUUAUCUCGGGUACAUCAUGGGAGAAAUUGUGAAGCACCGUGACUACGUGAAAACGCUGCGCGAUGGCCAGCAAGAACCAAAGACCGAUUUCGCCGAGCUGUUCGCCAAGCGCGUGCUGAAACCGAACAAGGACGGCACGCUGGAGUACGUGGAGGGGCUUGUGCGGGAGUGUGUGCGCGAGUUUCCGUUCCGCGAUUGUACCAUCUUCCGGCAGAUGGUGGCCCAGCUUACCAGCAAGGAGAACCUAGCGCCGGCGCUCGACAUUGCCCGGGCGGCAAUAAACGGGCAGCGCGGUUUCCAGGACACGAUCACCUUCUGCAGCUCCUGCGGGGAGGAAAAGCCGGACAAAAAGUGUUCCAAGUGCAAGGAGGUACAGUACUGUGACCGCCAGUGCCAACGGUUACACUGGUUUACCCACAAGAAGGUAUGCAGCCGACCGACGGCUGCCGCGGGCGAGCCACAGAAUUCCGCCGCCAAGAAUAUCGAUUCGACGGAAAUCAGUGAGCAGCUGCAAAAGCUGGUCGCCGGUUGAGUCGGAGCGCGAGCGUGAGUAGCGGAGGAGCGAAGGAAGUGCGUCCCGGUGUGUACGCACUCCCAAAUAGCACUAUUUUAUGUAUGUCCCAUCUGUGUUGUGUGUGUGUGAUUGGUGGAAAAGCCAUGCUGAACUGGGUAAGCAGUGUCUAAAGUAUCGUAUUUGUCGUGGUCAGUGAUGUAACAUGGAACGGAAAUUCAAUCAUGUUCAAAUAAAUAAUGCUGGUUAUCAAUAGCCUCGCAUGGAAUCGUAAA